UGUGUUUUGAUAUUGAAGAGAACCGGCGAGAACCGCGAAAACAUGGCGCCGCGUUUUCUAUCUUAUAAUUAAAUAUACAGCCAACAUAGCUGAGAGCGGUUUAUCACAUUUUCGGGCAUCCUUUAGGCACGAUAUUUGCCCCUCUCCGAUCUGACCUGACCAGCUUCCUUCUCUGCAACAUCUACAGAUCUGUCACAUCUCGACAAAAAUCACCUGCCAAAUCUAGAGAUCUUUAACACGAUUUCUUGGUAUUCUUGGUACUUUCGAGGAAAAUACUUACCUGAAAGAUGGAGCUUUCCACCAGAGCUAUAAGGGAGGUAGUUCAUCCCACUGCAGCUUACUACCAUCCCGUUCCGGUGAUCAAAGAAGCAUCCGAAACCCCCAAAUCACAUAGUCUUACUAGUAUUACCAACUCCAACCUCGAAGAUUCCUGGGAUAAUUCUCUGCUGAACCCGAAAAACCGGAUAGAUAGUCUCGACUUGCCACAGAAUCCCCUAUGGCGUGUCGACGGCUGUGCCGGCUUGGGCACCCAGUAUUAUGUUGUCCCACUCUUUCUCCAGCGAAUUCCUCCUAUGCGCAUGGACGUCUUCGUUUCCGACUCACAGUCCCCUCUCAUCCGUGAGCAACUCGAAUUUGACAAGGCAUCCCACACCAAAGAUUCCACUCGGUUACCCAGAAUCGCUAUUGCGAGACAUAUCGUCCGAAUCCUACAGAAAUGGACUACGAGUGAUUUCAAGGAGCUAAAACUCUUCGGAGAUUUUUAUAGGAAUGUGCCCUUCGGAUCACGUAUAGUAUUAGAAGAUAUGUCACUCGACACACGCCGCGUUCGGGUUGGACUUGGCCUGAACCAUGACUUGGAGCUGAAGCUACUGUCCCUUUCGACAUUGACAUCCCUUUGGGGCUCACACUUCAAGUUUCCCCAAGUAAUUGACUUCUUCGACCUCCACGUUGUCAGUGUCUUGCACGAUAGCGUCUGUCUUGUCCGAAUCCAUGAACGGCUUUACAUAUUCAAAGCAUUAACCAGUGGAGCGAAAUAUCUCUAUCACGAACUCAAGACGCUCUGUACACUCGAACCACACGCGAACAUUAUUACAAAGCCAAUUCACAUUGUCACCAAGAAGUGCACCUUCGGAAAUAAGAAAGCGGUUGCUGGCUUCACUACGUACUAUCACUCGAAAGGUACUUUGCGAGAUAUUCUUCCCGUCUUGCGCGCCCACGGCCAACUACGACGUGCCGAUCAGUUGAAGUGGUCAAUGCAACUAACGACUGCUCUGGAGCAUUUAAAAAGCCGCUCAGCAACAUACUACCCCGAUUUGCGUCUAGAUAAUAUCGUUCUAUCGGAGAAAUCCGACAUUGUCAUGGUAGAUUUUGAACAGAGGGGGGUCUGGUGCGAAUUUGCUGCCCCUGAAGUCAACGCCAUUGAAUACAUCCGCCUACUUGCGACAGACGAAGAAGUUCCCGAGUUCAUAAGUGAAAAGUACCGGAAGGUGUUGCAAGGCUUGGUCCCGGCUUUCGAAACGCUGGUGGAGGACCAAUACACUAAUCCGCAAUCUGGAUUUAACUUAGCUUGGAUUGCACUUAGUUCAGUAGAACAAGAAGCUGCUGAAGUAUACAUGCUUGGGAGGGUUCUCUGGUGUAUAUUUGAAGGGGUUAGCGGUCCUCAGAAAGCCGCCGUCUGGCAAUCGUAUCGAUGGGAGCCCGAUCUCGAAUUUCCCGAAUACAAUAGAACUCCGCCUGCCAUGAGAAGGCUUAUAGACGAAUGCACAAAGGGCAGGAGAGAGACGCUAAGCAAGGUUGUCGUAAGGCGCCAGAGUCGUCUCGUCCUGAAAAACAAGGCCAUAGACGAUCAAAGUGCCGACGACGUCAAAGUAGCUGCACAGCGUUUCUGGUCUGAAGAAAUCGAGGUUGCAGAAAAGUUCUUGAAAGAGAGAGAACUUCGACGUCGUAAGGGGAAAUGGAAUGACAAUUAUUACGAGCGCCCAAAUCUGAAGCAGGUCCUGGAAGCCUUGAAGGCAUUCCAAGAUGAGAUAUGCUGAGAUUAGACAAUGAAAUGUAGAGGCAAAAUGGGGCUGUUAUUGCCUAGUCGACAUAGGAAAUAUGCCAUCUAUUUGCCACCAUUCUUGGUAAUGGCAGACUAGUAGUGGAUGUCAAGAGCAAGACAAUACGAUUAAUAUUCUAUCAUCACCUAGACACCUACUGAGGUAGAUAGAGAGCAGCCUGUUGCAAUUACUAAGGCAUCAGGACCUUUAGAACUAUGCAUCUAGACCAAGAAAUCGAGGUUAUACAUAUAACAGCAUUA
Hypoxylon fragiforme is the source of this 2299-nucleotide messenger RNA. RefSeq lists its product as uncharacterized. Lineage: Eukaryota; Fungi; Ascomycota; Sordariomycetes; Xylariales; Hypoxylaceae. Bases 288 to 2036 code for a protein of 582 amino acids. Gene Ontology annotation, molecular function: ATP binding; protein kinase activity. The record is from RefSeq and is a predicted model, not a curated record. The transcript has a single exon. Gene Ontology annotation, biological process: protein phosphorylation.